AUGACCUCCUUCAAGUACAUCACCCCUCCCGGCUUUUUCGAAUUUCUCUCCGACGCCAACCACUACUCUCAAGCCGUAGACCUAGGCAAUGGCUUCUACAAAAUCUCAGGCCAGGGCGGCUUGAACGAAAAGGGCGAAGUUCCUUCUGAUGUUAAACAAGAAGUGGAGCAGACGAUCCAAAAUGUCGACGAUAUGCUCAAGGCGGCUGGUCUUCGUGGAUGGGAGGAUGUUUACUAUGUGCGAAGCUACCAUACUGAUAUCGACACUACUCUUCCUCUCGUCGCAGAGAUCCUCAAGAACCGUAUCCCUGAUAAUCGACCUGGUGGUGUUGCGGCGGGCGUUACAAGGCUGGCACUUCCUAAUAUGAGGCUGGAGAUUGAGGUUGAUGCUAAAAGACAGACGGAAUAA
Fusarium sp. VM40 is the source of this 408-nucleotide messenger RNA. The record is from the annotation of a GenBank genome assembly. NCBI's taxonomy places the organism in Eukaryota, Fungi, Ascomycota, Sordariomycetes, Hypocreales, Nectriaceae.